Messenger RNA from Drosophila guanche, 1588 nucleotides. RefSeq lists its product as uncharacterized. The coding region runs from base 125 to 1474 and encodes 449 amino acids. NCBI's taxonomy places the organism in Eukaryota, Metazoa, Arthropoda, Insecta, Diptera, Drosophilidae. The record is from RefSeq and is a predicted model, not a curated record. The transcript is spliced from 5 exons.
GAUAUCGGAAAGCAAACUUUGAGCAAAUGACAACCACUGACAGAGACAGGAACAAACAUUACCCACAAACGAGAACUCGAACAGAAUCCAUAGAAACCCAAACAGAUAAAUAUAUAGAGACAUUAUGUUGAGUCGUGAUGCAAAGCCUUUGCAGGCCCAAGUGGGUUUUAAACAUGCAUUUCCACCGGAGGGUUUCUUUCCACUGCCACCGGCGGAGUCGCAUCUCUGUCGCGAUGCGUACCUCAAGGCGCUGCUGGCCCCUUUUGAGAGUGUAUCCGAGGAUGCAAGCGAAGAGCCGGAAGAGGAUUGGGUGCCAAAAAAGGAUUUUUUUGCUACGAAAAAAUUCGAGAUCGAGUUCAUGAUGAUAAGUAGACGACGCACCACAAUGUGGAAGCCCACGAAGUAUCGCCCGUCGGCCAUUAAUGUGAACUUGAGAUCCUCCGCCUACGAUCUAAGUGCACUGGUCAAGGCCCGCUACGUGAGGCUGUUGGAUGGAUUUGGCAUUUCCUGCAUCACCUAUCUGCUGGAGAAGAUCAUCAAGAAGAUUGAGAUCAUGCGCACCAUUCCGCCCGAGGGCACCGAUCCAAAGAAAACCAUUUUUGGUUGGUCCUGUCAUGAAUAUUUCGAACGUUUCAAGAAGCAUAGCGAUACGAUUUAUUUGGAUACCUUUUUGUUCGACCAAACCGCAGCGCAGCUGCAGGACCUCAAAUACUAUGUCGAUCUGGAGGAGAUUGUCCGUCUAAUGAGAUCUUUGAAGAACGAUUUGAUAGAGAAUAAUGAUUUGUGUCAGGGUUUUGGGGCAUUGUUGCGAGACAUUCAGGUGGAUAUCAUGGAGGUGCUGGCCAAGCCCUACGAGGACAUGUACACCGAACACGAUAAUCUCGCCACGCAAUUGUUUAAGGCCAGACAGGGAAAGUGUCACGAUCCGAAAAUGAUUUCCAAACAUCGUAUACUAAAAAGGGAGCAACAAUACCUCAUGGAUUACAAAGCUCCCAUUGAGACACGUUAUCAGAUUGAUUGUAUCCGCAAUAAGUUGGAGCAGAAAGAUUUCGAAGAUGCAAGUAAAGUAAAGAUAAUCCAAGAUGAACUCGACAAACUGAAAGAGCUGACUGAUACGGAUACCAAAGUGUGGAAUGGUGCAAGCCGUAAGUACACGUCCCUGAUUGAAGAGUACACGAAUCGCAUCAAUUUAACGCAAGAGUGCUACGACGAGGACAUGGAGACUGCCGAAAAUAACGUACAGAUGACACUGAACAAGCUGAACAAGUGCAAGGACGACCUGACGAGCUAUCAGGAGAAGGUGCAAAUGUUUCAUUUGAAAAUCGCAGAGACGCGCGCAAAAAUAGCCAAAGAAGAGGCGGCAGAGCUGGAGAAACUUAGAAUACUGGAGGAAAAGCAAGCAAGAAAAAGUGAAUUGAAGGAAAAAGCCAAAGCCACAGGCAAGAAUGGCAAGAAAGAAAAGAAGAAAAAGUAAACAACACUCAAGGAAACGAUCUCGGAUAAGAUAUGUAACGAUAAGGAGAGUUCUAGGUAAUGUUUCAAAAAUACUUUGAGCUAUAAGCAGCUCAGCAGAGAAAACGUUGGAACG